AUGUCUUGGAAUACUAUCGAAUCAGACGCAGGCAUCUUCACGCAGCUUGUCAAAGACCUAGGUGUUUCCGGUGUCGAGUUCGCUGAGAUUUCCACGUUAGAUACGUUACAAGAAGAACUUGCAGGAGUACUUUACGGCGCGAUCUUUUUGUUCAAAUACAACGCCUCUGAUCACUCCAAGGACUCACCAGUUCAAGGGGAAUACGAUUUCGAUUACCCAAAUUCUCUUUUUUUUGCCAACCAAACGAUUCAAAAUGCAUGUGGAACGUUGGCGGUGUUGAACACUUUGCUGUCACUCUCUAAAGACCAUCCAAAGGAGAUAGAACUUGGAUCGACGCUCUCGGAGUUUGUGGAUUUCACCUCGGCUUUCAGGGACUCUGAACUGCGUGGUGAGAGUAUUUCCAAUUCCGAUCAUAUCAGGAACGUUCAUAACUCGUUUUCCAGUCCGGAUCCUUUUGUGCUUGACGAAAAGCACCAAGAUCCAGAUCGGCCCUCUGCUGAUGUCUUUCAUUUUACAAGCUUUAUUGAGCAUGAAGGUGUGCUGUAUGAACUUGACGGACUUCGUCCUGCACCUAUCAUUCAUCGCGAUCUGGUUAACGAAACUCAAGACAAGCUCAAAUUUGCCCAGAAUGUCACCACUGCACUACAAAAACGUAUGCAGCUGGCUCUACACUCUAGCGGCAAGUUUUCCGUCAUUGCUAUUCACAGAGACACAAUGGACUACCUCAACAGCUUGAAAGAUGAAGGUGCAAUCACAGACUAUGACUACGAGCUAAGACAAGCAGAAGAGUUGGCCAAGCGGGAGUCCUGGAGCAAGGAAAUUUCGUACAGAAGACAAAACCUGCACGGUUUGGUGUUCGAGCUUGCCAAACAGGUGGCAUGUUCGAUGUCAGAUGAAGAAUUCUCAGCUCAAAUCGUCCGUGCGCAAAAGGCCACUCAGGACCGCUUACAGAAAUUUAACAGAAGCGAGUAA
Messenger RNA from Lachancea lanzarotensis, 972 nucleotides. Its product is annotated as LALA0S02e10924g1_1. The record is from RefSeq and is a predicted model, not a curated record. Gene Ontology annotation, biological process: ubiquitin-dependent protein catabolic process; protein deubiquitination. The transcript has a single exon. Gene Ontology annotation, cellular component: cytoplasm. Lineage: Eukaryota; Fungi; Ascomycota; Saccharomycetes; Saccharomycetales; Saccharomycetaceae. Bases 1 to 972 code for a protein of 323 amino acids. Gene Ontology annotation, molecular function: cysteine-type deubiquitinase activity.